UACGGUAAACGGUUGUGCUUUGUUCCCGCUUUCGUCAUUUGUAAAAAUUGCAUUUGCAUGUGCAUGUGUAUAUGUACGCGAACGCGUGAAAACAAUAGCUGCGUAGAUCUUUAAUUAAAUUAUCUGUCAAAAACUUGCCCUGACCGUCAGGCAUUCAGACAUUUAUGCAAAUUCUUUGCCAUACGCGCGCGAAUAGAGUGUAAUUGUGUGUUAGUGUACUUGUAUGUAUAAACGUGCCAUAUGCGUUUAAAGAAUAGCGGUUAAAACUACAUAGCUGUAAAACUGUCAAAAGACCCACUCAGCAAAAGGGGCGAGCGGAGAGAGAAAGAGAAGAAGAAACAGCCGCAGGUGUAAGUUCCAGGUCACGUUAUGGUGGUUAAGGAGAUGCCGUUGCAUGAGAGUCUCAACAUGGAGCAACGGUCCAACGCCAACAGUUUACCUACAACAACAACAGCACCAACAACAACAACAUUUUCUAGCAUGGGCAGACGGUUUAGUGUGUCCUUGACCACAGCGGUACUGUUGGCAUCAUUUUUCAUCUGCACGCUGCUCGCUGUGGGCUUUAUAGUCUAUAACUUUGCAACCUGUGCGCAGCUGGACUCCGAGAGCGGCGAGGACAUACUUUGCACCAAAUUGCAUUUGCGCAAAGCAAAUCAAUUGCAUGGCGCCAAAACGGCACCAAAAUAUGAUCAAGAUGUGCGCCUGCCACGUUCUUUACAACCUUUAAAGUAUAAUCUAACGAUCGUGCCACAAAUGAGCGGUAACUUUAGUUUCACGGGCGCCGUGCAGAUAAACGUGCUGGCGCUGGAGGAUUGCUACAACAUUACCAUGCACGCUGAGGAGCUUAAUAUAACGCGCAACGAUGUUGCCGUCUAUCGUGUACUGUCUACGGGCAGCAAAGAGCAACGCGAGCCAGAUAGUCUACGUAUUCAUAAGCAGUAUCUGGUGAGCGCCAAACAGUUUUUUGUCAUCCAAUUGUAUGAUAAACUACAGCGUGGAUCGGAGUAUAUAGUGCAUAUACGAUUUUCUGGCAUCAUACAGGACUAUUUGCAAGGAUUCUAUCGCAGCUCCUAUGAGGUGCUCAAUGAGACUAGAUGGGUCGCCUCCACACAGUUUCAAGCAACUGAUGCGCGUCGGGCCUUUCCCUGCUUUGAUGAACCUGCGCUGAAGGCAAACUUUACUCUGCAUAUAGCCCGACCGCGUCAGCUAACCACCAUUUCCAACAUGCCCAUAGUGUACAGUAAUAACCACGAAUCGUUACCCAAUUAUGUGUGGGAUCACUUUGCUGAAUCGCUGCCCAUGUCCACAUAUUUGGUGGCCUAUGCCAUAACCGACUUCACUCAUAUUUCUUCGGGGAACUUUUCGGUUUGGGCACGCGCUGAUGCCAUUAAGUCGGCGGAGUAUGCGCUGAGCGUUGGUCCCAAGAUUUUGGACUUUUUGCAGAAUUUCUUUGGAGUCCCUUUUCCCUUGCCCAAGAUUGAUAUGAUAGCACUGCCCGAGUUUCAGGCAGGUGCUAUGGAAAACUGGGGUCUCAUUACCUUUCGCGAGACAGCCAUGUUGUAUGAGAAGGGCGUGGCGAUUGCCAGCAAUAAACAACGUGUGGCGACUGUGGUGGGCCACGAGCUGGCGCAUCAAUGGUUUGGCAAUUUGGUCACACCCAGCUGGUGGACAGAUAUUUGGUUGAAUGAAGGAUUCGCUAGCUAUAUGGAGUUCCUUACAGCAAACGCCGUGGCUCCGGAAUGGAAGCUGCUAGAUGAGUUUGUGGUGAAUGAGCUGCAGACGGUAUUUCAACUGGAUGCGCUCACCACUUCACAUAAAAUCUCACAGGAAGUGGGCAACCCGCAAGAGAUUUCGGAAAUUUUUGAUCGUAUUUCGUAUGCUAAGGGCUCAACUGUCAUACGCAUGAUGAGUCACUUUCUAACUGAUGCUGUCUUUCGUCGUGGUCUAAGCAAAUAUCUGAGGGAAAUGGCCUAUAAAUCGGCCACUCAGGAUGAUCUAUGGCGUUUUCUAACUGACGAGGCCAAAGCUUCAGGCUUGCUUGACAACAGCACUAGCGUUAAAGCCAUUAUGGACACUUGGACUUUGCAAACAGGCUAUCCUGUUGUGAAAGUUUCGCGUCAUCCCAAUUCAGAUGCUGUGCGUUUGGAGCAGACGCGCUUUGUCUAUGGCAAUAGCAGCAAGGCAGACGAGCAGCUACUCUGGUGGAUACCUAUUACUGCGACCACAGCCGAGGAGCUAAACUUUGAGAACACGCGUCCAAGCACCUGGAUACCACGUACUAGCAGCUAUGAGUUAACAAAUCGCAAUCUAUCCAUUGCUAAAUGGUUCAUUUUUAAUAUACAACAAACGGGUUAUUAUCGAGUCAACUAUGAUUUGGACAAUUGGCGUGCGGUGACGGAACAUUUGUUGAAUGCUGGCCAAUAUACACAAAUCGCGCCCGCAAAUCGUGCACAGCUCUUAGAUGAUGUCUUAAACCUGGCGAAAGGUUCAUAUUUAUCCUACGAUACGGCUAUGAAUUUGACACGCUAUUUGGGGCAUGAAACGAACCACGUACCCUGGAAGGCGGCCAUUACGAACUUUAAUUUUAUAGAUGCCAUGUUUGUCAACUCGGGGGACUAUGAUUUACUUAAGAACUAUUUGCUGAAAAUGCUACGCAAAGUGUACUCGGAGGUGGUGGAUCAAGACUCACCAGCUGCCAACGAAGAUGUGCCGUUGCAGCUGAAACGCGCUGAAAUACUUAACAUGGCCUGCCAUUUAGGACAUCAGCAGUGCAUCUCCGAAAGCAACAAACAAUUUCAAAAUUGGGUGCAAACACCCAAUCCAGAUGCUUACAACCCCAUUAAUCCCAAUAUGCGUGGCAUAGUUUACUGCUCAGCUAUACAAUAUGGCUCGGAGUAUGAAUGGGAUUUUGCUUUUGAUCGCUACUUAAAGACGCCUGUGUCCAGUGAGAAGGAGCUACUUCUUAGUGCCAUGGGUUGCUCCAAGGAACCAUGGAUACUGUAUCGUUAUCUGCGUCGUUCCAUAGCUGGACAACACAUACGCAAACAGGAUAUGUUGCGUGUAUUUGCUGCUGUAUCUAAUACUAUAGUGGGCCAGCAGAUAGCAUUUGAUUUUCUGCGCAACAAUUGGCAGACAAUUAAUGUCUAUAUGGGCUCACAGGUGUCUAACAUACACACGCUGCUGCGCUUCGCCACCAAGCGCAUGAAUUCAAUGUUUCAGCUAAGCGAGCUGGAGGAAUUUGUGCGUCAUGCGCGCUGGGUGUAUGAUCGUCCUAUACAGCAAAUUUUGGAACAAGUUGAGGUGAAUGUGGACUGGAUGAAUCGUAACUAUAAAUCCAUAGUUAAGUGGUUGCAGGAGCAGCAGCCCGAGAGCAGUUUGUACAUGUAGAAAACAGUAUUAACAAACAUCAGUGCAUUUAAAACUGUAAUGUCUUUAGUAUUUAUGUCGUGUAAGCCAAAGAAACACAAAACGUUAGGGCCCGUCCGUUCACUGUUUUUAACAUAAUUUAAAUUUGUGCAAGCUUUUAAUUUUAAUUAUGUAUAACGAGAAUCUUUGUAUU
Molecule: messenger RNA, 3559 nt
Organism: Drosophila busckii
Lineage: Eukaryota; Metazoa; Arthropoda; Insecta; Diptera; Drosophilidae
Gene: superdeath
Product: aminopeptidase N
Exons: 8
Coding region: 370-3387 (1005 amino acids)
Biological process (GO): peptide catabolic process; proteolysis
Cellular component (GO): cytoplasm
Molecular function (GO): zinc ion binding; metalloaminopeptidase activity; peptide binding
Source: RefSeq, a predicted model, not a curated record